Molecule: messenger RNA, 2362 nt
Organism: Melitaea cinxia (Glanville fritillary)
Lineage: Eukaryota; Metazoa; Arthropoda; Insecta; Lepidoptera; Nymphalidae
Product: putative phospholipase B-like 2
Exons: 13
Coding region: 40-1719 (559 amino acids)
Biological process (GO): phospholipid catabolic process
Cellular component (GO): extracellular region
Molecular function (GO): glycerophospholipase activity
Source: RefSeq, a predicted model, not a curated record
UCCUUUAUUUAUUGUGAAGUAUGGCUUGUUGAAUUCACAAUGAAUCUAUAUGUGAAAUAUUGUUUUUUAUUGUUAUUUAGUUUGUUUAUAUUUUGUGAAUCUAAAUAUGGGUUUGUCACAUGGUCUAAUGGGAAGGCUGUGGUAUCGGUUACAGAUAACUACAGCGAAAUUCCAAAAGUGUACGUAGCCAGAGCCACAUACAGCAACGAAAUAAACAAUACAGGUUGGGCAUUCCUUGAAAUACAUACAUCACGAGACUCCAGCGAUGAGAAACAGGCAUAUGCAGCAGGUUUCCUGGAAGGAUACCUCUCCAGAGACCUUAUUUGGAUGCAUUGGCAGAAUAUGCUUAAAGGGUAUUGUUAUAACAAAACUGAAGUGUGCGGGUUGAUUGAGGAUUUUGUUGACAAGAAUGAAGACUACAUUGCUUCUAUGGUCACUGCAAAUCCUACAGACCCCUAUUGGUAUCAGAUGAAGCUCUACUACAUCCAGAUUGAAGGUCUAGCGGUUGGUUACAAUCAAGCAACCAGCAAUCCGUACGAGUGGCUCACCGUCAGAGAUAUCAUUUGGAUAAACAUGCUGGGGGACCUGGAUGAGCUGGCGAUAGCUGUCUCAUCCCCUAAAGAGACCCCUGAAGGGCUACUAUUCGGAGAGCACUGCAGUGGACUUGUGAAGCUCUUGCCGGAUUGGUCUGAUCUGUAUACUUCUCAAGUCACUUGGAACAGCUAUCAGUCCAUGCUCCGGUUCCAGAAGAUGUAUGUCCUCAACUACAGACUCGCUCCGAACAGCAAAAAACCCAUUCCAGGACGGAAGAUGUCUUUCAGUUCCUACCCAGCGUUUGUGCAGUCGACAGACGACUUCUACAUCAUAUCGUCGGGGCUGGUCGCCGCCGAGACCACGGUGGGGAACAGCAACCGGUCGCUGUUCGAGCUGGUGGCGCCCGCGGGCCAGGUUUUGGAGUACGCCCGAGCUAUGGUAGCUAAUCGUCUCGCGAGGAGCGGAAAGGAAUGGGUCGAAAUAUUCCGCAAGCACAACAGUGGAACCUACAAUAACCAGUGGUACAUAGUGGACUACAACAAUUUCAAGCCUAAAAACUCGAAGUUUCCGGGAUCCAUUGCACCUGGACUGCUUUGGGUGAUAGAACAGUUGCCCGGAUAUACGGAGGCAGCUGAUCUAACGGAACUCUUAAAAGAAACGUCGUACUUCCCGUCAUACAACAUUCCCUACUUCCCGCGAGUUUUCAACAUGAGCGGCGGUAACGAGCGCGUGGCCACCUACGGCGACUGGUUCGGCUACCACACCAAUCCAAGAGCCAAAAUGUUCAAGUCUUUGCAGGCGGGUGUGACGGACCUACAGAGCAUGUUCCUGGUGCUCCGCUACAACGACUACAAGCGCGACCCGCUCUCGCGCUGCGCCUGUUCGCCGCCAUACAGCGCCGAAAACGCCAUCGCUGCGAGAAACGACCUCAAUCCCGCCAAUGGCACGUACCCGUUCCGCGCGCUGGGCCACCGCAGCCACGGCGCGACGGACGCCAAGCUCACGAGCGCGAAGCUGCGCACGCGCUACCAGUUCCUCAGUGUCGCUAGUCCGCCGCACAACGCGUCGCGCGGGAUACCGCCCUUCCAAUGGAGCAAAUUCGACUUGGGUUCCGAAGUGUCUCACGUGGGCCACCCCGACCUGUGGAUGUUUAGCCCAAUCCUCCACCGCUGGGAGUGGGGAUGAAUGUCAUUUGUAAAUAUCAAGCCAUGUAUGGACUUCGCAUUCCAAUGUUAAUAAACAUACAUCGUAAUAAUAUUAUUAAUCAAAUCUAAUCAUCUUAAUCGAGUAGGUGUGUGUUGUGGAGACAAGUAUCUUAAUUCAAACGGGCUUCAAAAACCACUUUUUAUCAUUAUUUUACAAAUUAUCUUAAAGUUUUAUAAUCAAUGUGAAACUACCAUAAAUUUGGAAUUUAUUUUACUGGAGAAACAAUAAACUCUUGAGUUACUCUUUUACUUAAUAAAAUUGUCAAUAGUUGUAAAUUUGGUUCUCUUGGCAUGAAAUAUACACUACUUUUCACGUCUUGUAAAAUAAAUUUCACUACACGCGGCAGUGUUGCGUCGUUAUCGAUUCUAGGGAAUCAUUUUGGAAUGAAUCUAACCUUGCUUCCAGACUAUAACCCAACUCCGUGCCAAGUUUCAUUCAAAUGUAUUCAGCGAUUUUGUGCAUCGCCAAAAUCAAACAAUAUUUGUAUAAUGUGUAUAUACAGGGUUUAAUAUAGUUUUAUAUAAGAGUCAAUUUUAUUAAUCGUUACGGCUGUUUUGUAAUCUCACAUUUACUUUGUAAUCUCACAUGUUACUUUUUUAUAUUAUAUGAUUUUUACUAAAAA